CUGGCAUUGUUCACCUCGGGCUCUGUAUAUACAACAGGGGCUGGUAUUGCCAAGGAAUGCGACGUGUUUUCCCUGGGAUUUCCAUGUGGAAUGUCAUGUAUUUCCUUCGGAUCUCCUCUCCCGGAAUGAAGCGGAAGUGAAUGUGGAGGGAGAGGGGAGGUCACUGCUCUUGGACCUGUAGGCAGGGGAACACACUGCGAACUGCUCAGAUGGAAGCAGGUUUCUGUGCUAUUUCUUCUCUUAGAGCCUGCACUGUGGGAAAGGCUGAAGCCACAUCAAAACUGACACUUCCUCAAAUAAAAAGCCAUUAUUCUUUGCACACAGGAAUCCUCUCUUAGCCUGAACAUCCAGUGCAGUGCCUUACACUGGGGUGUUCUCAGUGCGGCACGCGGUCAGCUCUCCAGCCCAGGUAACCAGCACGGCCUCUUCUAGCAUCCCUUUGGCAUGGAAGAAGCGCUGGUUCGUCCUGCGCAGCGGUCGGAUGAGUGGCGACCCUGAUGUCCUGGAGUACUACAAAAAUGACCACUCCAAGAAACCCUUGCGUGUCAUCAACCUCAACUUCUGUGAACAAGUGGACGCAGGCCUGACCUUCAACAAGAAGGAGCUGCAAGACAGCUACAUCUUCGACAUCAAGACCAGCGACAGAACCUUCUACCUGGUGGCUGAGACGGAGGAUGACAUGAACAAGUGGGUUCGCAGCAUCUGCCAGAUCUGUGGCUUCAACCAGUCCGAGGAGAACACAGACACCCUGAGGAGCCUGGCCUCCAUGAACCACGCACCGCGGUCCUCGCCGGCAGAGCUCAGCAGUGCCAGCCACCACCUCCUGCGGGAGCGCAAGUCCUCGGCACCAUCCCACUCCAGCCAGCCCACCCUGUUCACCUUCGACUCGCCCGCCGGCCACCUCCAGAGCACCCUGUCAGCCAGUGCCCCCCAAGACUACCUGUUCCUCCACCAGUGUAUGAGCAGGAAGUCGGAGAACGCAAGGAGCGCCAGCUUCUCCCAAGCCACGAGAUCUGCCUUCUUCAUGCGGAGCGACACGGCGGUCCAGAAGCUCUCCCAGGGCAACGGGCACUGUGUGAACGGGGUUGGAGGGCAGCUCCAUGGCUUUUACAGCCUGCCUAAACCCAGCCGGCACAACUCGGAGUUCAGGGACAGUGCGUACGACCUCCCGCGCUCCUUCGGCUCCUACACGCACCCCAAGUCGAGCCUCACCAGCUCCGAAACGGAUAACGAAGAGGUCUACACCUUCAAGACUCCCAACAACACCUUAUGCAAGGAGUUUGGGGAGCUCUCCACAGACUCCUAUGACAUCCCUACCACCCCGCAUUCCGUCUACCAGAUCCCCAGGACAUUUACACUGGACAAGAACCAUAACGCUCUGGCCGUGGGCGCCAGCGACUCGCCCACUGCACCCCCUCCACGACCCCCAAAACCUGGGCAGAUGGAGCCACGGUGGGGCAGCCCACCCCAGCAGCCCCAGCCUGGUGACAGCUUAGGGCUGGUCCCCAUGGCAGCCACCAUUCCCAGGAGAAACACGCUGCCAGCGGUGGAGAACAGCAGGUUACACCGAGCUUCUUCUUGUGAGACGUACGAAUACCCCCAGCACGGAGGCAGCAGCGCUGUGCAGUCCGUCGAGUCGAUGAACGAUGGGUACAACUCCUACCUGCAAGCCAAGGCAGCGGUGGGCCGCUCCCACAGCACUGACUCUGAGGACAACUACGUCCCCAUGAACCCCGGUUCCUCACCCCUGAUCCACACCGAGAAAGCCAACGACAAUGCCCAAAAUCUGUACAUCCCCAUGAGCCCUGGGCCGCAUCACUUUGACCUGGUGGGCUUGUCCUCGGCCACCCUCCCCGUGCAUAAAGGAGCCAUGGUGCAGUGCCACAGGCGGCUGAGUGAGAUCCAGCCCCCGCCAGUCAACCGCAACCUCAAACCCGAUCGGAAAGCAAAGCCAUCACCAUUGGACCUGAGGAACAACACUGUCAUCGAUGAACUUCCCUUCAAAUCACCAGUCACAAAAUCCUGGUCCAGGCCAACCCAGACCUUCAACGCCGGCUCUUUGCAAUACUGUCGCCCUGUCUCCUCCCAGAGCAUCACCAGCACUGACUCGGGAGACAGCGAGGAGAACUACGUGGCGAUGCAAAACCCCAUUUCUGCUUCUCCUGUUCCUAGUGGCACCAACAGCCCAGCGCCUAAAAAGAGCUCGGGGAGUGUGGAUUAUCUGGCCCUGGACUUCCAGCCAAGCUCACCAGGGCCACACAGAAAGCCCUCCACCUCAUCGGUUGCCUCGGAUGAGAAGGUUGACUACGUGCAAGUGGACAAGGAGAAGACACAGGCGCUGCAGAGCACCAUGCAGGAGUGGACUGAUGUGCGGCAGUCCUCAGAGCCCGCCAAGAGCACGAAGCAGUAGCGCCUGGGACAGGCAGUGAAGCAGGCAAAUCCCAGCUGUGCUUGGGCUGGAUUCCUAAGACUUACCUGCAGAGGGGAGGGGAUCUCCAUUGUUUAUUGGUUUUCUUUUUAAGAUGAAAAGAAACUUAAUUUCAGGGGCAGAUUUGGCAGAUACUGUUUGCCAGUGAUAAAGACCAACUACAUUCGGUGGCUAGGUUUGUGCUUUAGCUGUUGGAUGCACUAUCCAGGAACUUCGACUUAGCAAUACCAGGUUUCACCUUACACAUCUUUUGCUUGCAGCUAUUAAAGCCACCUUGUACGUGCUAACACUGCAUUAUCUCUCCCAGUCUUCUUCCAUGCCAUGCAGGUUUGCAGCAUCUCUCAUUCCCCAGCUCUGAUUCCCCACUCAUUAUGGUUGCCCUUCUCUCUGCCUCCUCCCAGUCCCAAAACUAAGCAAGGACCAUUCCUUUUGAAA
Pezoporus occidentalis (night parrot) is the source of this 2863-nucleotide messenger RNA. RefSeq names its product GRB2 associated binding protein 2 (gene GAB2). Gene Ontology annotation, biological process: signal transduction. The coding region runs from base 482 to 2410 and encodes 642 amino acids. Gene Ontology annotation, molecular function: transmembrane receptor protein tyrosine kinase adaptor activity. Gene Ontology annotation, cellular component: cytoplasm. NCBI's taxonomy places the organism in Eukaryota, Metazoa, Chordata, Aves, Psittaciformes, Psittacidae. The transcript is spliced from 10 exons. The record is from RefSeq and is a predicted model, not a curated record.